CGGUAAACUUGACCUACCUUGUAAUAAUGUCAGAUAAGAUAGCAAACAUUUGACUUUUUAAAGAGAGUUACAGGUGUACUUGACACGACGCAUAUUUCUAUAUUUUCAUCUGUUGAAUUUUCAUUGGGAAAAGGCACCUGCUUCAAGGACUUAUCGUGUUGGAUAUGAAAUAUAAGGAAAGAAUUGUAACAGCCACGAUUGUAACGUUAUUAGUUUUAUUUACAUUAACAUUAUUUAAAAGAAACGAUAUCUCACUAUACAGUGAACAACGCAAAAGAGAUAUAUGUGAGCCUAAACAUUCUUACAUGACCGCCGACUGGACGGUAGAUUCGAUUUACGAUAAUCUUAAUUUUACUGUCAAUUCUAAAGACGGAUUAUACACAGUGGUUGAAAAGCCAGGUUUUAAUACUGGCCACCAAAUAAAACAUUCGGAACCCCUUAGGAUUAUCGUUGUUCCUCAUUCGCAUAAUGAUCCAGGUUGGUUGUGGACGUUUGAAGAUUACUACACUAUAAGAACACGGCAGAUUCUAACUAACACUAUAGAGGCUCUGAACCGAUUUCCUGAUUUUCGAAUGAUUUGGACAGAGACAGUCUUUCUGGAUAGGUGGUGGAAAGAGUCUCCAGAACCCCUAAGAUUGGCUUUCCGUGAUUUAGUUCGGAAAGGUAAAAUAGAAAUAUUAUCAGGUGGUUGGGUUUCUGUUGACGAAGCUACUACUCACUAUACCGCAGUACUAGAUCAGAUGAUAGAGGGACAUCUGUGGAUCAAAGAACAUUUUGGAAUAUAUCCAAACAUAAGCUGGUCAAUUGACCCUUUCGGCUACUCUUCGACGUUACCAUAUUUGUGGCGGAAAGCCGGUAUGAAAGAUAUGGCAAUUUUGCGAAUUCAUGGAGCUGUCAAAGGAUUUAUGGGUAAUAGAAAGAUGCUUACGUUUAAUUGGCGUCAACCAUGGGACAAACAUGGAGAUCAUGAUAUCAUGUGUCACGUUGAACCUUUCACAUUGUACAACAUUGAAUGUAGCUGCGGUCCGGACACGGAAAUCUGUAAAGUGUUAGAUUUUUCUAGUGUGGGUAGUUUUCCCGAUAAUGAUCAACCAAUAAAUUUUGGUAAAAACAGACAGGCACGAAAUUUUGAAGAUUUUGCAGAAUUGGUAGUUGGACAAUAUAAACAAAAAGCAGCGCUUUACAAGCAUAACGUCAUAUUAAUGCCUCAUGGGGACGACUUCAGAUACAUUGAGAGUUAUGAUUUUCAGACCAAUUACGAAAACAUGAAACGAUUAAUGGAUUAUGUUAAUAAGAAAUCUGAAUGGAAUAUUAAAAUGGAAUUCGGCACAGUCAGUGAUUACUUUGAUAUCCUUCAUGCUGAAAUGAAAAAAGCUAAAUUAAAAGAUGUCAGUUUAACUGGAGAUUUCUUCACAUACACAGAUAAGGAUAACGAGUAUUGGAGCGGGUAUUUUACAACAAGACCUUUUGACAAGCGUAUGAUACGAGAAUUGCAAGAAUAUCUGAGAGCAACGGAAACAUUUAUGUCACUGAUUUAUGUGUACUUAUUACAACAUACAGAUUCGAUGCCGCUUGACUUAGACAGUGAUUGGGAAGCUAUACAGUUAGCUCGGCGAACGCAUAGCUUAGUACAACAUCACGAUGCAAUAACCGGAACAUCGACCGAAGGGACGGUUAUUGACUUCGAAAUUAAAAUAUACGAAGCGAUAAAUUCAUUGAUAGAAAUUAUUCAAAAACGUUUGACUAAUAUCUUGUCGCCAGGAACACGUACUAACGUAGCCGAUCUCAAACUCACGCGAGAGUUACCAUCUCCAAAAAGUAAUCUGGAAGUUAAAACUAUAUCCAGUACGUCUGACACUAGUUCACUAGUUAUAUUAAACUCGUAUUCAAUACCAAGGACAGAAGUAAUAAGCGUUUAUAUUGACACGUAUGAUGUUGAAGUGUUUGACAGUAAAAAUAAAGUUGUUCCGUACCAAGUAAGUCCUGUUUGGUUAAAUCAUUAUACCAUAUCUCAACAUGAGUAUCAAAUCAUAUUUGAAGUAAAUGUUGCAGCAAUCGGGUUUUCUGUAUAUAAGAUUCGUAGAAGGAGUCUGGUUAUCAACCGUGUGGUCAAGCCUAAUAAAAAAGACAAAUCAGUGUUUUCUAAUGUCAUCAGUGUGAAAGGAAAAAUAGAUGAUAAAUAUAGGUUAUUUUCCAUAAACAAGGAUGAAGAAAAUUCGAAAGUGGAUUUGAUUGUAGAAAAUAAUUUCUUGAAAUUAUCUUUUAUAAAAGCAACCGGUGCUUUACAUGAAAUGUGUUUGAAGACUUCGACAAAAUAUUGCACGAAAAUUGCUGUUGACUUUUUCCGUUAUUUUGGAAACAACAGCAAUGCUUACUGCUUCAAUUCAAAUAAAUUGGAAGAGGAUUUAUUUUUAAAUACCGAUUCAGUGACGCUUAUAACAGGAAGAUUUAUGUCUCAGGUAAAAGUUCACCAUAAGUUGUUUUCACAUAGCGUGACCCUUUAUCAUAGCAACAGUAUUCAAGGUCAAACUGUCCACAUAGAAAACAAUGCAACAUUGCUGACACCAGAAGAAGAAAAUACCGAAUUAAUGAUGCGAAUAUCAACCAACAUUAAAAAUAAAGAUAUAUAUUUUACAGAUUCUAACGGCUUUCAAAUGAAUCGACGAAAAACGCGAAAGAAUUUACCAAUAGGUGCCAAUUUUUACCCAUUUACAACAAUGGCAGUUGUUGAAGAUACCGAUACACGGUUAUCGCUACAUACAGCCCAACCGCUUGGUGUUGCAAGUUUUACUCCUGGUUCAUUAGAGGUUAUGCUUGAUAGGGUACCUAUGUCGUUUGGUAAAGGGUUGGAUGAACCUGUGACGGACAAUAAACCUGCUAUAAGUAAAUUCAUAUUACACCUAGAACAGCUUCGUGAUCACCACAUCACAACGGAUUAUAGACAGUACCAAAUGCAACCAUCCAUGACCAGCUACAUCAUAAACGAUUUGCUGCAGAACCCAGUUAUAUCUUUGUAUUCUUUCACAUCUGUUAAUUUUAAAGUCAAAGAAUUGUCAUUUCUGAAUUCCGAUAAGCUACCUUGCGAUAUUUCAAUUGCUAACUUCCGGUCUUUAUUGACUGAGUCAGGAAAAUUCAUUGGAACUGGAUUAACAUUACACAAACGUGUUACCUCUUGUAACGUUCAUCAAAACGAGAAUAUAUGUUCGGGGACGCAUGAACUUGAUCUCAAUUCAUUAUUUAAAGAUUUAACUUUAGAAAAAGUAAGUCAAAUGUCUCUAUCACAUUUACAUGAAGUGAGAAACGAAAUAAGUAGGGUAGUCAUUAAACCCAUGGAGCUAGAAUCAUUUCAAUUCAGAUGGAAAACGUAACAUGAUCAAUGUAAGAGAUCAGAUCAUUCUUUUAUUCAGUUGAUGAUGAUGAAACAGCCCCGCGUUCGCUUUUCACAGACAAACAAUAAUAUGAAAGCCUGAAGAAGAAGAGAGUAUUAUUAAGGACAUCUUCUGUCUGUAAAUAGAAGUCAGAAACCGUAUUAAUAAAAGAUCAAAACAUGAAAAUUUAUGCUCCUAACGCCAUAAAAAUGAAGAUAAAUGUGAAUGACAAUCAAGGCACAAAAUAAGUCUUAUAUCUGCAGUUACCUUAUCAAUUUCUAUAUAUACCAAAAGUUUGAAAAGUGUGUGCCAUGACAACGAAUAUUUGCUAAGGACAAUGUUUGUAUGUUUUUGUUAUAUACCGACUUUGUCGGCGCUAAAGGAGAACGUGGUCAAAUCUCUUUAUGAUUCUCGGCUGCAUUAUAUUUGUUAAGCAAGUAAUCAUUUAUAGGAAUAAACAUGCAAUGAAUAUAGAACUGGUCAAUAGACGAAUUCAACUUUUAUAUACAUACUGUUUACUGUACCAGAAGUAGACCAAGUCGAUACAUGUACAAGAUAUAAAGGGGAGAUAUGAUAAGAGGCUUUUGACAGGUGUUGCUAUCGAUUAGUAAAUAAACGCUGCAUUAAAUUAUUUGUGAUCAAAUAACGCUUUGAAAUAAAUAGCAAAAUUUAUAGUUUCUAGUGCAAUACGUAUUUCAUUAACCCCAUACCAUUACAUUUUCUAAUAUUCAAAACACUCGAGUGGACAAAUGUCGUAUAAGGGUGUGGAUGUAGAAUUACAGAAUAGAGAAAAUGGACAAAAAAUAUUAACAAUGGAGAAAGACUGACAUAAGAAAAGAAAAUAGAGACUAAUAAAAUUCUAGAAUAUAACGAAUGUAGAAUAACGGGUCAAAGCAUAUUUUUUUUUUUAAAAAUGGCCCAAACAUGGAUUUAUAUAGAAAUGAAUGACCCGGCAUCACAAAGGCGGCCAUUUGUGUAUCAUUUUAGUUG
Mytilus trossulus (common blue mussel) is the source of this 4358-nucleotide messenger RNA. Its product is annotated as alpha-mannosidase 2-like. Bases 165 to 3368 code for a protein of 1067 amino acids. NCBI's taxonomy places the organism in Eukaryota, Metazoa, Mollusca, Bivalvia, Mytilida, Mytilidae. The transcript has 2 exons. The record is from RefSeq and is a predicted model, not a curated record. Gene Ontology annotation, biological process: protein deglycosylation; mannose metabolic process; N-glycan processing. Gene Ontology annotation, cellular component: Golgi membrane. Gene Ontology annotation, molecular function: alpha-mannosidase activity; carbohydrate binding.